UUCUUUACUGGACUAUACUUACAAAUUAAGACGGCAUAGACUCUACCUUUUAAUGUUCAAAUGGUUCCUAAGAAAUGGAGUAAAUUAAGUAAAGAUAAACCCUUUGCAAUGGAUGAUGAAAUUGAGGAUCAUAUUGUUUUUCGCACUGUAUAUAUUGGUAAAGGAAAAGGCUAAAACCAACUUGUUAGAAAAGGACAAAAGGUAAGCAGAAAUAUCUUGAAAUAGCUGAAAUGUUCCACAGAAAUAACAAAAACGACAAUAGCUGUCAUCUUAUCCACUUACACACCAAUUUCAGCUUCUUUGCCUCCAGAAUGCGUCUACUAAGCCUAACUCUGGUAUGAAGCAUGACCAUGGCUUCUAGCUCACCUUUUUGCCCUCUUCAUUUCCCUCCCACAUUCAUCCCAAUACCUGCAAGACAAACAACACACGCUUGUUUCCCUUGCAAUAGUUAUAUUCCAUAUAACCACCAUUCCAAGAGAGAGUUUCCAAUCGCACCAGUGGCUUCAGUCCCAUACCAACCACUCAAUUUAGAUUACCUGGAAGGAGAAUUCAGUGGGCAUGGAGUCACUUUUGAAGGUGUUGGUGAAAGCUGCAUCGCCAAGAUGGAACUGCAAAAUGGAAGCACUGCAACUCUGAUGCUUCCAAGCGGAUUGAUCACCUCCUACAAGUCCCCUAUGUGGCAUGGGGAAAAGAUGGAGCUGCUGCACACAGCAGUUUCAGAGGGAGAAGAUGGUCAAGCCAUCAUUCAAGGAGGAGUGUCUCUGAACUUUAAUUUUCAAACUGAUGAUGGUGAAAUUUCUUGGUCUCCAACUAACUGGGUGCUUCGUGAUGUUAAAGGCAAUCCUGAGGAAUCAAUUCAAGUAGAAUUGAUAAGCAGAACAUUAGAAGAUAUGGUUGAAUUGAAGCAUAGUGUGACUCUGCGAGGAGAUACUUUAAGGUCAGAGCUUGAAGUGACAAACUCCAGGUCUUUGCCUAUUCAGAUGGCAGGAUCCAUCCUGAGUCAUUUGACAGUGAGCACACCAGAUGCAACUUAUGCAGUGGGAUUGGAAAGAUCAGAUUACUGCAGCAAACCGCCAUUUGCAUCAGAAUUCUUUUUGAGCCCUCCAGAUUUUAGCCAAGAAGGUUUGGGCAAAGUAUGGAAUUUAUUGGCUCAAAAACAACUCUUUCCUCACUGGGGCGCAAAAAAUCAAGACUAUAACCAAGCAGAAAGCAGCCAAUUAGAAAGUCAUGGAGAUGCCAACGUUGAAGAAAUGGACAACUACAAACAUUUAGGAGAGCGAAUGAGUCUGAUAUACACAAAUGCACCUCGAAGUUAUACUGUGAUUGACAGGGGUAGAAGGAAUUCAGUGCUAGUGGGAAGGAAUGGAUUUGAUGAAAUGUACCUAUUCAGUCCAGGCUCAAGCGUUGAAAUCUACAGCAAGUAUGCGUACAUUUGUGUUGGCCAAGCAGCUGUUCUGAAACCAGUACUACUGAAACCUGAAUGCGUGUGGAUAGGUGGGCAGAGUAUACACAAUCCAAAUCAAUGACGUAUAUGCUUAAGUUUUUCGCUAUAAAAAAAAACAGUUAAUUGUUAUUUUUCUUUCCCUUUUGUUUUAAGGAAAAAAAGUUUGUUAUGCUUUUUUCUUCCCUUUCGGGGCGGGAGGAUGGAGGAACUAUAUUGUUUAUGAAUAUAGAGAUUGUGCAGAUUGAGCGAUA
This is a messenger RNA of Prosopis cineraria, 1695 nucleotides long. RefSeq names its product protein NDH-DEPENDENT CYCLIC ELECTRON FLOW 5. The transcript is spliced from 3 exons. The record is from RefSeq and is a predicted model, not a curated record. Gene Ontology annotation, molecular function: catalytic activity; carbohydrate binding. Lineage: Eukaryota; Viridiplantae; Streptophyta; Magnoliopsida; Fabales; Fabaceae. Gene Ontology annotation, biological process: carbohydrate metabolic process. The coding region runs from base 345 to 1526 and encodes 393 amino acids.